Molecule: messenger RNA, 447 nt
Organism: Acaulospora morrowiae
Lineage: Eukaryota; Fungi; Glomeromycota; Glomeromycetes; Diversisporales; Acaulosporaceae
Source: the annotation of a GenBank genome assembly
AUGAAGCUUCCGCUUCUCAAGCCCAAAACUCAUUUUCAGAUAGCUCGCCAAAAUCUCAUGAUGAAUUACACGUCAAACAAAUUUCGGAAUCGCAAUAUAUUCCUAACACUCCUAAUUUACCUGGAGAAUCCUCAGAACAAAAUAGACUUACAGAAAACAAAAAUCCCUGAAAUAGACGUACAGCCUUUGAUAGAAGAAUUAAAAAUAGAACUUUUAGUGGAAGAUACCGUUAAAGUUGUCAAUGUUGAUAAAAAUUCUACAGAUGAGCAAUCACUCGCAAUCAAAUUGGUCCAUCUAUUUGAAAAAAUAAACUUGGCAGAAAAUAAUACUAAACGAGCCAAGGUGGAAGAAAUUACGAGCUGGUACCAAUAUAGAAAGCAUUUCGAAAAAGACUUGAUGAUAUCUUACCCUAAAAUCAAAGAAAUGAUAAGAGAGCCUAUUAUUUAG